Fukomys damarensis (Damara mole-rat) is the source of this 1445-nucleotide messenger RNA. RefSeq names its product coiled-coil domain containing 78 (gene Ccdc78). The transcript is spliced from 13 exons. Lineage: Eukaryota; Metazoa; Chordata; Mammalia; Rodentia; Bathyergidae. The record is from RefSeq and is a predicted model, not a curated record. The coding region runs from base 8 to 1417 and encodes 469 amino acids. Gene Ontology annotation, cellular component: cytoplasm.
GCUCUAUAUGGAGGGUAUAGCAGCUCAAGGCCACAGGCCAGGGGCCCUCCCUCAGGCCACAGAGAAUGUUGAACCACACGUCAAGGACUGGCUGCCAGCAAAGCCCUGCUCCCUGCUCCCUGAGGGUGCUCCAGCCAGGGCCACCAAUCUAGAGACAGAGUUCCUGUCAGAUCUGGAACUGAGUGAGGAGCAGCGGCUACAGAUCUCCAAGGAGCUGGUUGACCUCCAGAUCACAACCCAUCGCCUGCAGGAGCAGCACGAAGCUGAAGUUUUCGAGCUGAAGAAGGAGGUCCUUCACCUAGAGAGCCGGGUACUAGAGCUGGAGCUGCAUGGAGGUCGUGCUGGGCCAGGGCGCACAGCCCCAGUGGAGGCCAACCCAGCUCACCACCAGGCACUGGCACAAGAGUUCACUCGGGAAGCCAAGGCACCUGGAUACACUGAUCACCACAGGCUCCAGCUGCUGGGAGGCUGGGAGCAGCUGCAGGGAGAAGUGAAGCAGGUGCUGCAGCAUCACAAGGCCCAGCAGCAGGCACUAGAGACACGGAUGGCAGCCCUGGGCCAGCAGCUGCAGGGAGCCCGAGAGGAUGCCAGGGCAGCCAGGCAGAGAUUGGCUGCACAAGCUGUGGUGCUGUCCACCUGCCAGGGCCACCUCCGCCAAACUGAGGCUGAGAAUGCCCAGCUGCAGCUGCAGCUGAAGAAGUUAAAUAAAGAGUAUGCCAUCCGGCUGCGGCACUGUGCCCAAGAGGUGGUGAAAUAUGCCAAUGGUGCAGGCCAAGCAGCCCUUCAGAAGUUCCUGGAGACCACUCUGGAGAACAUCCAGGCAGCACACCACAGCCGUGAGCAACAGCUGGCACAGGCUGCUCGGUCCUACCGCAAGCGCCUGGCAGAUCUAAGCUGUAGGCAUGAGAAGCUGCUUGUCACUUGCAGUAUGCAGCAGGAGCAGCCCCAGGCACUGGUGGACCCCAAAAGGGCACCUGGAACCCUCAAGGCUAACUUUGCUGCAGCUACUGACUUGGAGUCACUGGCCACUGAGCUCAGUCACCUGCAGGCAGAUGAGCACAGCAAGUUUGGAACGCUGCUUUUGUACCCCCAGAAGGGACCUGGUGAAGCCUCCCAGGGGAGUGCAGCAGAGCCACAGGGUCCAAAUAAUGUAUCCUGGGUCCAGAUCUGCCAGAAGCUCCAAGAUUUCUCCAAAGGCACCCAGAGAGAGCUGGAACAUGAACGGGCUCAGCUGUUGGUCAGGGCCUCUGAGGCUGAAGAGCGGCUUUCUGAGCUUCAGGAGUAUGUGGACCAGCACCUUGGCAGGUACAAGCAAGAAAUCCUGAGGCUGAGGAAGCUGGUGGGUGCAGGGGACCCCUGGAAAGUGGAGGCCCCAACUGCAGCCAAGCCCCAGCAUUCAACGACCCACAGCCGGUAAGCCACGGGCCUUCUGAAGAGACCCCUGC